Periconia digitata is the source of this 2983-nucleotide messenger RNA. The record is from the annotation of a GenBank genome assembly. Lineage: Eukaryota; Fungi; Ascomycota; Dothideomycetes; Pleosporales; Periconiaceae.
UUCGAUCUCAGUGCAAGCUAUCAAGUUUUUCAUAUUAUUAUCAUUUCGCUUUUUAGCCUCCUUACCAUCAUCAGAGAGCCUUUGACUUAUACUUGAAUAGUCACAUGUUCCCAGCUUGGAAGCGGUAUACAGGGAAACGAUUCCAGCGUGGUGCAAAGAGUUCAGUAAGAGUCGUCGCAUCUUUGGCAGCAGAAAAUAUCUAACGUAAUAUCUAAUCACGGAGACUUGUCCUCAUCCUAAAGAACAAUUUAUCCGUUUAGCUUAGCCUGUACCGCUAGUUUCAAUGGGCUAUUACUCAUCCUCUAUUUGUCCACAUAGAAUCUCCUUGUUGAUAUUAUGAAGUUGCAAGAUAAUCCCUGUGACGCAAGUUUGUAAUUGGUUUUUUUUUGCUGACAGUACAAUAUCAUUUUCCUGAUCAGACUGCAUUGGUGCGAAGAUAGGUCUAUGUUGUGCGCCACUCUCCAUCACAAUGAUGUUGGCUGUGAUUGCAACGCUACUAGGCGUUGAACAGAACUUUCCCUUGGUUAGCAUAUGACGUAAUCUGUGGUGUGCACCUCAAGGGGGUGUUCAUUAUUUAUAUCACCGAACAUAUGAAACGUAAACAGUAGAUCCUGUACGAACUCCAUUCCUGGUAUUGUCUCCACUAUCCAUGGCAUCAACAAUUCGACUGUAUUAUUUUUUGAACUCCAGCCAAGCAUGUGGUAGGUGUGGUAUGGUCGUUUCACAUAGUCCCUAUGAUUGAGAAGGAGAGUCAUCCUUGUCCCAUGGUUAUUCGCCCUGUCUGCCUUGUUUAUCAAUCAACCUUCCCAAAUACUCUACCAUGAAACGACUUUCGAUCGUCCGAUUGGAGCUCAGUCGCCCCAGAUAGUGUUUGUUUUUUCCCCUCGAAAGCAAAGAACGAUCCAAGAGACUGUGAUAAUUCUCUCUUUUUCUUUUGAAUAUAGAAUACAUUUUAUGAUUGGUUUCUAGAUUGAGUAGAAGGUUCAGUACCCGUCAACGUGUUUCCCCGGUUAAAUACCCCACGAUUCCCCUCGACAACUGUGCAUGAGAUCGAGCAGGACACAUUACGCCUAAUUCCAAAAUUAACACUAGGUCUCGCUUAUAGCAGUACCUCCUAGCCAGGUUCUUGCUGUUCCGUUGUAGUUCGCUGUUUGAGUACUGAACAGCGGUGUGUGGUGUUCGAUGCGUAGCGAGUAAGCCAACCUAUUGGUGGAUUUAUUAUCUCACAUGAUUUACUAUCGAAUUCAUCCAUCUAUACGUUGCUCACAGAUAUAUGAGAUGUGACUGCUAAAAGUAUGAACUCGCUGAGAGAUUCGACAUACAUGUACUCCAAACUAUGCUCUUCAACGCCGUACUUUUCCUCGCAGCCUCCCUGCCCGUCCUCGCGACACCACCAGUGAUUCAUUCGGACGCAGGUAUAUUCCAUGGUCGCUAUUUGCCACAAUUCGACCAAGAAGUUUACCUGGGUAUCAAAUAUGCACAAAAUCCAAUACGCUUCUCGCCUGCAAGUCUGAUUGAAGAUUCACCAACCCAAAAUUUCAAUGCUACCAGCUAUGGCUUGGACUGCACAGGCUAUGGUUCGGACACGAAUACGCUGGUUGCUGGAGGAUGGACUAAGAUGGGGGAAGAUUGUUUGCAUUUGAACAUCGUAAAACCAAAAUCGAACGAAACCGACUUGCCGAUCUUGUUGUGGAUAUAUGGAGGGGGGUGGCAGCAGGGAGCGACAAGCGACCCGCGUUACAAUUUGAGUUACAUCGUUCAGCAAUCCGUAGCAAUCGAUAAACCCAUCAUAGGAGUUUCGAUCAAUUAUCGCAUGGCGGCUUUUGGUUUCAUCAACAGUGCUGAGAUUGAAGCCGAGCGAACCCAAAAUCUGGGCCUCCGCGACCAAAGGCUAGCCUUGCAGUGGGUGAACAAACAUAUAUCGUCCUUCGGAGGCGAUCCUUCAAAAGUCACGCUUUGGGGAGAGAGUGCUGGUGCUUAUUCAGUGGGCGACCACCUCAAUGUUGAAGAUGGGGACAAUCACGGUCUCUUCCGUGCAGCCAUUCUGGAAAGUGGUAACUCUGUAGGAGCACCUCUAAACUCAACGCAGUGGUAUCAACCCAUGUAUGACAAUCUUACCGCUUCAGUCGGAUGCUCAGGGGUUGAAGAUACGUUGCGGUGCUUGCGCGAUGUACCGUAUGACAAUAUUGCACCAUAUGGCUACCAAGGUCUAGAAUGGUUCCAUGUUCUUGAUGGCGAAUUCAUCAAAAGACCGGGACACAUGGCACUCCGCAAUGGGAAAUUUGCAAAAGUUCCAGUCAUCAUAGGCACAAAUACGGAUGAGGGAUUCGGUGUGAAUGGCGUCAAUACAGAUGAGCAGGCGUUUGCUCAACUCACACACUCGAAGCGCUGGAGUAUUACCGAAGACCAAGCGAAAAGAAUCUUGGAUCUCUACCCAAAUGACCCUACACUUGGUGCGCCCUACGGAUGGGGAAAUCGCACGUGGCCGCAAAACGGACUUCAGUACAAACGUUACACAAGCAUAGCGACAGACUUGACAAUGUAUGCUCCACGACGACUAAUGGCCGAGGAGUUCAGUCGUUGGGGCAGCCCAGUGUUUUCAUAUCGAUGGGACGCACCCAAGUUCAACAAUACGCCAAGCAAUAUUGGAAUCAAUCACUUUUCGGAGAUCCCGUUCGUCUUCGGAAAUACCGAACAACAGAUUACUCCGCUGGGUAACAGCACCGAGAACCUACGACUUUCGAGAUUGGUCAUGAGGAUGUGGAUCAGUUUUGUACAUGAUUUGAAUCCUAAUGGACAUAACGGUAUGCUAAACGCACAGUGGCAACUUCAAGUGGCGAAACUAACAGACUUUGAGUUUCGGACACGAUUUCCUGGCCGGAUUACAACGAUAGUGUGUCGAACUUCGUAUUUCGUGCAGACAAAAGUUACAUCGAGGCGGACACUGACAGAAAGGAAGGUGUGGCAUACAUUAACAGUAUAG